AUGCCCUUUGCAGCGAAGACCUCACUAAUAUUUGCAAAGAAGCAGGUCAAGAGGAACGCCUGGAUACCUCUUAACCAUCAGCUGUCUAAUAACAAUGUAAAGAUCACUGUAAUCUCUAUAAGAAUCUACUUUUAACAUAAUCUUAUCAGUGUGUGUGUGUGUGUGUACUUAGAUAAACUAUUCUCCCUCCUUCAGGUAUUUGAAGAAAGAAGUAACCUGCUGGGAAAGUGGGUAAGUGAGGUUCCAAAAAUGGAAAGUUAAAAAACCUAUAAAAUAUUAACCAUGGUGAAUCUGCAGCGCUUAGGUAGCCUAUACAGCAAUCCAGAAGGACCACAACCACUUGACAGCUUUUCACAAGUCUACAAAAACACUUUUUUACCCACAUUGGAAGGAUGUGCUUCUAUACGUCACUUAGGAUGAACUGAUUCCAUUCCUGCCUAUGUGUCUGUCUGUCUGUCUGUCAAUUUGACAAGUGGAGUGACAGCCAGAGAAAGGCGGUUCUACGGGACUUCUUCUCGCAGUGUUCCACGGGCCAGCUAAAGUCCCUCCAUCACAACCUGACCAAGAGGGUUUCAGAGGAGAACCUAGACUUUACCCCUGUCCUGCCCAGAGUUCUCUCUCUGUAUUUCUUCUCUUUCCUUGACCCCAGAAGCCUCUGCAGGUGUGCACAGGUAGGGUCUGGAAUGUCUGUUUCUGGUCUUUGUAAUAGCAGAAUUUGAACAGUAAACUAGCGUUGUGAAACCAGACUGACUGCUGUGCUGACGAUCAUGUGGAGCUCCACAUCGGCAAACCUAAGGUGAGUGACUGGAGGCCUGGACAGUGUUUAAAACGACCUGCAAGGAACAGACACAGUUCUUGUGAAACCUGUGUGUUCAGACUCCCUCACAGCAAGAGUUCAUCCUCCCCGAGGUGACGUCCAUAAACACUGUGACCUUUGACCAAUCAGAAAGUAUCGUCAGAGAGGUGCAGUCCGCACCCCCCGUCCAGCGAGAGAUGGGCGAUGGUGGCACCACGAGAGGGUCAGGAGGGUCCCAGCUGAAGGGGCUGCCCCCGUGGAGGGGUGCAGACAGAUACCCCACUGACACCGUGCAAUUUAACUAUCUGGAGAAUCUGGACCCCAUAGAGUAUGAUGUAAGACCACUUCCUCUGGUAGUGUGUGUGUGUUCAUUCCCAAAUGAAAGCACAACCUAUUAUGAACUGCCCUGUGGCCUGGGAUAAAUACAGUUGUAUUGAAUUGAACAAUCAGCACAUUGGUUUAAUUAGGCUAUGAAUUCCCAUGUAACUUGACCUGGUGUUCCUGUGACAUCAUCUAAGUAAAGAACAGGGGGUCAUCAUCACCAACAAGCCAGACAACACAAAGAAGAAAGAGCUGUCUGCAGCCAAUUAUAAACUACACAAGGCCAAGCCAGACAACACAAAGAAGAAAGAGCUGUCUGCAGCCAAUUAUAAACUACACCAGGCCAAGCCAGACAACACAAAGAAGAAAGAGCUGUCUGCAGCCAAUUAUAAACUACACAAGGCCAAGCCAGACAACACAAAGAAGAAAGAGCUGUCUGCAGCCAAUUAUAAACUACACAAUUCCAAGCCAGACAACACAAAGAAGAAAGAGCUGUCUGCAGCCAAUUAUAAACUACACAAGGCCAAGCCAGACAACACAAAGAAGAAAGAGCUGUCUGCAGCCAAUUAUAAACUACACAAGGCCAAGCCAGACAACACAAAGAAGAAAGAGCUGUCUGCAGCCAAUUAUAAACUACACAAGGCCAAGCCAGACAACACAAAGAAGAAAGAGCUGUCUGCAGCCAAUUAUAAACUACACAAGGCCAAGCCAGACAACACAAAGAAGAAAGAGCUGUCUGCAGCCAAUUAUAAACUACACAAGGCCAAGCCAGACAACACAAAGAAGAAAGAGCUGUCUGCAGCCAAUUAUAAACUACACAAGGCCAAGCCAGACAACACAAAGAAGAAAGAGCUGUCUGCAGCCAAUUAUAAACUACACAAGGCCAAGCCAGACAACACAAAGAAGAAAGAGCUGUCUGCAGCCAAUUAUAAACUACACAAGGCCAAGCCAGACAACACAAAGAAGAAAGAGCUCUCUGCAGCCAAUUAUAAACUACACAAGGCCAAGCCAGACAACACAAAGAAGAAAGAGCUGUCUGCAGCCAAUUAUAAACUACACCAGGCCAAGCCAGACAACACAAAGAAGAAAGAGCUGUCUGCAGCCAAUUAUAAACUACACAAAGCCAAGCCAGACAACACAAAGAAGAAAGAGCUGUCUGCAGCCAAUUAUAAACUACACAAGGCCAAGCCAGACAACACAAAGAAGAAAGAGCUGUCUGCAGCCAAUUAUAAACUACACAAGGCCAAGUCACUGGUAAGCACCUCUUAUUAGAAUGUGACACACACAGUUUUGUUCUUCUAUCCUCGUGGGGAUCUGAAAAUCCUAUUUUCCCUAACCUUAAACCUAACCCUUACCAUAAGCCUAAACCUAACCACUAACCCCUUACCCUAAUUCUAACCCUAACCGUAACCCUAAACCUAACUCCUAAGCUUAGAAUAGCCUAUGUCCUCAUGUGGACGUGGGAAAUGUCCCCACAAGGGAGAAUUAUCCUUGUUAUACUAUCCUUUUGGGGACGUUUGGGUAUUUUAGGUCCCUACAAGGAUAGAAGAACCAACCCACACACCAAGAGGCAUCAUGCAUAUUGAACAGACUUUAAAUGGAAAUGUAUGUUAAUACACUACCCAGGGGACUGUGUGUGUGUGGACAAAAACGCUGAUGCUGCUUCAGUGGAGGGGGAGAGGAAAAUUCUAAGUGUUUCCGUCUACAGAAAUACCACAUUUUAUCAGUGGAAAUACCCAACUAAAAGAUAAAACACCUAAAUAUAUAGUUAAAUAAUACAAUAUCAUCUGACACGGAUAGGGACAAUCAAGACACUAUAACAUGUAUGAAAAUGUAUGCACUCACUAACUGUAAGUGGCUCUGGAUAAGAGCGUCUGCUAAAUGACUAACAUGUAAAUGUAAAUGUAAAUGUAGACAUAAGCACAUGAAAAUACAGUGUCUGCAUCUGUUCUUCUCCCUCUUAGAUGUUCCUGUCCUUGGACCGGAGUCCAGGUUCUGGAGCAGGGCAGCAGAACCGUUUCCACCCCCAGUGGGCCACACAGAGCCUGGAGUACCCUGUCACCAAGGCAGCAGUCAAGAGCCUGUCUCAGUUGAACCAAUAAAACGCUGGGAUACGACCUGGUCCGGGGAGGUCAGCGGUGCCCAGGCUCAGUCAGGAAGGACUGAGGGCAUCAACGAGGACACACAGGAUCACACC
This is a messenger RNA of Coregonus sp. 'balchen', 3314 nucleotides long. The record is from the annotation of a GenBank genome assembly. Lineage: Eukaryota; Metazoa; Chordata; Actinopteri; Salmoniformes; Salmonidae.